Syngnathus typhle (broad-nosed pipefish) is the source of this 2587-nucleotide messenger RNA. Its product is annotated as ADP-ribosylation factor-like protein 15. NCBI's taxonomy places the organism in Eukaryota, Metazoa, Chordata, Actinopteri, Syngnathiformes, Syngnathidae. Bases 360 to 938 code for a protein of 192 amino acids. The record is from RefSeq and is a predicted model, not a curated record. Gene Ontology annotation, molecular function: GTPase activity; GTP binding. The transcript has 5 exons.
GCUGAGUCGAUUUCCUCAUCAAGCCAACCAACCGGAGCAACAAUCCAACCGUUCCACUGUGCGGGACAAAAAAAAGAAAAAAAGCUGCGAGUGAGCUCGAGUGCGUCCUCUAGGUGAGGAAAAAGCCUUCAGAUCGAUUAGCGUUACCCAGCCGGGACGUCGCUGCCUAGUUUCGGCGUGCUUACAGGCGGAGGAGACGGUGAAGCAAAGCCCCGAGUGCUAGCCCUCUGAAGGCUGUUUUUCUACACCCUACUGUGGCUUGUCGGAAGGCGACGUGUUGCCUGGAAGCUCAUUUUCCAACAUUUUGAACAUUUUCCUCCAAGUCUGAUCGUCUUGCUGGAACUGCACAGCGGCUGUACAUGGAUUAUCUGUGUUUCCGGGCACUGUGCUGUAAAGGACCGCCGCCGCCGAGACCCGAGUACGAUGUGGUGUGCAUCGGCCUGUCGGGCGCCGGAAAGAGCAGCCUGCUGUCGCGGCUCUGCAGCGAAGGCGGCGACCGAGUCGUUCCCACCACAGGUUUUAGUAUCAAAGCAGUGCCAUUUCCCAAUGCCAUCUUGAAUGUCAAAGAACUUGGAGGAGCUGACAACAUCAAGAAAUAUUGGUGCCGCUACUACCAGGGGUCGCAGGGUGUCGUCUUUGUAUUGGACAGCGCUUCAUCAGACAAGGACCUUGAGGCGGCGCGUAAUGAGCUGCACUCGGCCCUGCAGCACCCUCAGCUCUGCACGCUGCCUUUCCUCAUCCUCGCCAAUCACCAGGACAAGCCCGCCGCAAGGACGCCCAGCCAGGUCAAGAAGUACUUUGAGCUGGAGCCGCUAGCCCGGGGCAAGCGCUGGAUCCUGGAGGGCAGCAGCACGGACCACGUGGACGCCGUGAAGGAAAGCUUUGGCCAGUUCAUCAGUCUCCUGGAGGACAAAGACACGCAAGGCGGCAGGAUAUGACGCCGUUAGUUAGCGCCGAGAGACACCAACGCCGAAAUGGAAAGGUUCGGCUGGCGCGCCGACGAAUCCACGCCCCCCCCUCUCUCUUUCUUCAGGACUACCUUUCAGGGGCCUUCAGAACCACUUAGAACCUCGUCGUUAUGAUGCUCCUCCUGCACCGCCGUGUGCCGAGGUGGGCUUUGUAAUUACUCUCCGACGCGCACACGCACAAAGUGGGGCCCAGGUUGCCUGUAAGAUAAGUUUACCUCUUCCGCUAAUGACUUUUCAGGAUGUCCGAGUGGGAACCGUUGAUGUUGUUUCCACUUGUGUGUGUGUGUGUUAAGUGUGUCCAUGUCAGCGUGUGACGCCAUAACUAGCCUGAGCCUUGUAGCGCUAGCUAGCUCACAGUUAGCAUGCGACCGGCACACCGUGUACAUAGUAGCGCCACUAAUCACGUGCACUCGAGUGCUUUUAGCAAUGUGCAGCAUAUGACGCUUGAUGUCUGGAAUCAUUGUUUCUUAAAGACAGAUCACACCACCCAAUUUGGGAGUCCUUCCCUCAAGCCAAUGACCAGUACAAGUAUUAUGGGGCUCACCCACAAAAAAAAUCCAAUCUCCUAAAAACAACCGAUUACACAAAAGGGAGAAAACCAGAGUAGUUAGGAGAGAUAAAAGGGUUAUUUUUUGAAAAUAGAUAAAUAAAUGAUGAGACUCGUGCUGUAUCAAGUUGGAAUGCAGGAAUAAAAGUCCAAAUAAACAGGACCACGCUAGUAUUACCCAAGUAAUCAAGUUCUCAUUUCAUGAGGAAAGUGUCCUUAUUUUGUAGAGUACGUUGUAAUAUUGCAGGGGAAACGAUAGAAUAUUAAAAGACUAAAAUCAUCGUUUCAGGAGAAUAAUUAGGAUGGCGGGAAAUGUUGCACUUUUACAAGCUUAAAUUUGCAAUAUUACGAGGGUAAAGUCAUAAUGAGGAAAAGUUUCUAAUUCAUGACUAGAAAAGUUAAGUCAUCAUUUUUUAUCCUUAUGUGUAAUACUCCCACUUCAUAAAUGUAAUUUCACUUUUUUCUUUUUGGCUAGAAAACGAGUGACUACUUUUAUGAGAGUUAAGUCGUUAAAUUCUGAUUCAAAAAAUAAUAAUAAUAAAUUGACACUCACUCAUAAAACGAAAGACUUAAUUCACGUAAUAUUGCAAGCGUUUUUCCCCACCCAAAAUAUGACCUUUUUUAUUUCCUUUCUAGUGUGCCUAUCUAUCCUACUUGUUAUGGUAAUUGUGCAGGACGGAUGUAUUGGCAAAUGCAUUUGAUGUUUUUCACAUGAGUGUCACUUGUUGUUGUUUUUGUGGUGGCGGCGGCGGUGACGCUGUCCGCGCGGACUCCGCUGCCUCGGCGGCCCAAUAUAAAGUCAAUCAAUCAGCCGCGGCAACAGCUGCCAGUGACAAGUCCCUGUCUGACACCCUAAUGCCUUCCUUCCAACUGUCUGUGAAGACCCCCCUCUGGCCCAGACCAGCCUAGACCCCACCAACACACACACACAUGCCCAAGUGUGCUCUUCACAUCAUGUGCCCGGCCGGCGGCAUCCAGUCGACAAACACUACAACUUUGACUUUUGUCGUUUUUCAUCUUCUUCCGUCUCGACUGGUUUUGUCUGUGUCUAUUAAAUUUGUAAAAAUCUUAA